GUUAAAUGGACGAGAUCUGUGCUGCUCAUGGUGGUGCGCUCCAUUCUGGUCCACCGCUGUCUCUACAAGGCGGACUGUUCGACUUUUUGAUGCACUUGCCAGCUGCAUAAGUCUAAACGGUAGCGCGUUGGAGUUGCCUUUGGCAUUUCCAAAAGCACAUUCCCUUCUCGUUAUUUGGUCAUUUGGACUCUGUACCAGUCCUUGUGAACCAAAACGCGCACUGCAAACGUCCCUUAGUCCAAGAUCCCGCGACGGGCUGGACCAUAGUCUAAACAUGGAUACGACCAAAACCCGUCCUGCAUCUCUUGUCUACUUUGCAGUCUUCAACCCCACCUUUGGACAAACAGAGAAAACAUCAGCAGACCAAAUUUGCUUCUUCCAUCCAGCAUCAACGUCACUCAAUGAAAAGUCUCGUCAGGUUGGACUCGCACAGGCCUUGGUGCAGUUUACGAGAACCUUUUCACCAUCCCACCCCUGCGAGACCGUCCACACCCGUAAACACCGUGUCAUUCUUUACGAACCCGAGCCCGGAUACUGGAUGUUAUUGAAAGUAAGACUUGGAACGCGGACGAGAUCAGCACGACUGAGCAAAAUCGAGUAUUUGGACAGUGAGCUGCAGGAUAGUAUUUUGAAAAGAGUUUUGGAGCGGAGUUAUGAGUUUUUCAAGUUUCUUUACAAGGGGUUCGAUCAUGUCGCUCAAACCCAAUCCAUCAUCAUACUCAAAAAGACUCUGGAAGAGUUUUUUACAAGCUAUAUACCACGAAUAGAUGUUGCAUCACUGGACUUGGUCAAUGCCCUAUGUGGUAUCCAUUUUGCAUCGCUAGACAAAUCUUCGUACCUACAGAUAUCCUCCUUUAUCCAUGAUCUCCAAUCCCAGUUUCCCAUCCUGCGUCAUGUUUGCUUCCUCUGGCACGAUCAACUCGUGUGGAGCGGGCUCGAAAGCUUUCAAGAUUUAAAAAGCGUCUACGAUUUUUUGACAGAUCCCGAAACGGGCCGGGUGUAUGACCCGAUUGUCAAUCAAGUCAAACGAAAAGGCGAGCCCGUGAUAGCUACACGUCGAAUGGGCCUUCGGGCUCCGCGUCAGCCAAAGAUGGCGCUAGGGAGAAAAGGACAGCGGUUUUCUGGGUACUUGGUGGGACCAACGAAUCCCAGUAUGGCUGGCGUAAACGUUGAAAUGAGGAGCGUGUAUAUUGGACACCACGCUGUUGAGCAUUUUCUUGUUGUGUAUCAGUUUGAAGAGGAGUGCACAUUGGUCUUUCUCAUACCCCCAUCAUCAACAGUAGAUGUCAACCCAACCGACAAAAAACCACCAGAAACUGAUAUCCGGAACGGAGAGUUUUAUGUCCAUUUAGCAGGGUUUCUUGAUGACCGGCUGCGAUCCCUAUCAGGCGUCCUGUCGGAGGGAUGGACAAAUGCCCGACAUCUAGGUGAAUUUGCGGACCAACACUUUCGGUACCUCUACUACAACUCCAUGAACCUCGCAUUCAAAACCUCUAUUGGAGCGUAUAAAUCCACCAUCUUAACACCUGACCUAAUAACAUGCGUCGACAGGAUGCACGACGAUUUCAUGAGCUCGCAUGCCGGUCACCCGAACGAACUAUGUAUCAAGACCGCGUCGGAUGCGUGGGUGAUUGGACGACGAUCAGAGGAUAGAGAGUUAUUUAUGGUGUUUCCGAAAAGUGAUGCCACUUUGGUGGAUAUUGAUGAUGAAGUGAAAAGGUUUACAAUGGCGUAUUUUAGUGAUGUUUUGCAAUGAGAAUUUGGUCAAGAAGGC
Spizellomyces punctatus DAOM BR117 is the source of this 1774-nucleotide messenger RNA. RefSeq lists its product as uncharacterized. Lineage: Eukaryota; Fungi; Chytridiomycota; Chytridiomycetes; Spizellomycetales; Spizellomycetaceae. Bases 275 to 1756 code for a protein of 493 amino acids. The record is from RefSeq and is a predicted model, not a curated record. The transcript is spliced from 10 exons. Gene Ontology annotation, biological process: vesicle-mediated transport. Gene Ontology annotation, cellular component: intracellular membrane-bounded organelle; Mon1-Ccz1 complex.